CCAAGUCCCUCUCCAGCUCUUUUGGAGUGCCUCUAGGCACUGGAAAAGGUUCUUAAGUUCUCUCUGGAGCCUUCUCUUCUUCAGGCUGAACACCCCCAUCCCUCUCAUCACCUCCAUGGUGCUCCAGCUUCUCGCCCCUGCCCAGCCUGGGCCAUGGUGGCUGUGUCUUCCCAGAGCUCUCCAAGACCACCUUGCUGGAGGAGACGAGGACCACAAUGGUGGCCCGGAGCCAGGUGCUGGAGCUGGAGGAGAAGGUGCAGGUGCUCACAGGCCAGAGGGACAGCCUGGACCAGAAGCUGAGUGCCACCAGCGUGCAGCUGGAGAAGGAGAAGGUCCGUGUGGAGAGCAUGUUCCGGCACCAGGAGUCCCUGCAGGCUAAGCAGAGGGCCCUGCUGCAGCAGCUGGACUGCCUGGACCAGGAGCGUGAGGAGCUGCAGGCCAGCCUGGGAGAGGCCGAGGAGGACAAGGCCCGGCUGGCGGAGCAGCUGGAGCAGAGCCAGGAGCAGAGUGGGAAACAGCUCCAGGCACAGCAGGAGCUGCUGGACACGCUGCAGAAGGAGAAGCUGGCACUGGAGCAAUCCAUCCUGGAGCUGCAGGCAAACACAUCCCGGCUGGAGGAACAGGCACAGGAGCUGAGGGAGCGGGAAAGGCUCCUGGUGUUCUUCCCUGAUCUCCACGUCCCCACUGAGAUGCAGUUUGAGAGCAGCGGGAACUUGACAGAGGACAUGGAGAGGCAGCUCCAGGCCAACAACAUCCGGAUGCAGGUGCUGGAGCGGGAGAACGCGCAGCUCGAGGCUCUGCUCGCCAAGGUGAAGGCAGCAGCUGAGCAGGGCGUGCUCAAGCUUGUCCCACAGGCCCAGCUGGGGUCCGAGCUCCACAGGGAGGCCAGCAGGCAGGACACUCCUGGGAAGCUCAGCAGUGGAAGCAGCAGGGCCAGCCCAGGGAUGCUGGGAUGCAUUGACAAGGCCUGGCACAGAGCUCCCAGCAGCCAGCCCUCCAAGCAGCUCCGGGCAGAGCCCACAUUCCAGGCCAAACCCUGCCUAACGCUCCCAGUGCGACACCUGGGGCUUGGCCUCCCCUCGCACCACACCAGGGCUCACCGCAAAUAAACACAGAUCAGUCUGAAUUUCCUCACAGAGAAGCUGU
Ficedula albicollis (Collared flycatcher) is the source of this 1146-nucleotide messenger RNA. Its product is annotated as coiled-coil domain-containing protein 157. NCBI's taxonomy places the organism in Eukaryota, Metazoa, Chordata, Aves, Passeriformes, Muscicapidae. The transcript is spliced from 6 exons. The record is from RefSeq and is a predicted model, not a curated record. The coding region runs from base 216 to 1109 and encodes 297 amino acids.